AUGCGUGGGUUCGAACCCCACCGGAUGCAUUCUUUUUAUACACUUCUUAUAUAUUCUCUAUUAUUCUAUUAUACUUAUCUAUAUAUAUCUAUAUGUUUAUUAUUAUCUUUAUUCUUUUUAUUAUAUGUAUCUUUUUUAUACUUAUACACUUCUUAUUAUAUAUCUUACUAUAUUAUCUUUACUUCUAUUAUAUAUGUUCCUAUUUAUACUUAUGUCCUACUUAUACUACUUAUACUACUUAUACUACUUAUACACCCUUAUGUAUAUGUAUGUACACCUUAUUAUGUCUUAUUCCUAUUCAUUUUCUUACUCUUUUCACUUUCUAUAUCCAAGCAUUCGUGCCCGAGUGGUCUAAGGGGGCCGUCUCAAGAACGGCUAUCGCAAGAUGCGUGGGUUCGAACCCCACCGGAUGCAUUCUUUUAUCUCCUCCUUAUAUACUCUCUAUUAUCCUAUUAUCCUAUUAUCCUUAUUAUCUCUCUUUUCUAUCCUAUAUCUCUCAUUUCUUCUAUCUCUAUUAUUACCUUAGGGGAUGUAGCUCAUUUGGUAGAGCUUUCGCUUCGCAUGCGAAGGGCAAGGGGAUCGAUACCCCUCAUCUCCAUUAUUAUCUAG
Molecule: messenger RNA, 609 nt
Organism: Entamoeba invadens IP1
Lineage: Eukaryota; Evosea; Mastigamoebida; Endamoebidae
Exons: 1
Coding region: 1-609 (202 amino acids)
Source: RefSeq, a predicted model, not a curated record